GUCCGAGUGAGUUCUAACUGCAGUGUUCGACAUGGGCGGGUCCCACUGCUGCAUCGUGGGCUGCAGUAACAGGACAGGGGGCGGAGUCAGCCUGCACACGUUCCCCAAGGACCCGGGACUCCGCGCGCGCUGGAUCAAAUCCAUCAAGUCCGUCAGGACGGGGUUCUCACCGAGCCGGUGGAGGGGUCCGUCCCAGUACAGCUCGGCCAGUUCACACUUGGUGUGUUCGAGUCACUUCCCUCUGGAGUGUUUCACCCUCACCACUCGAACAAACUGGAGACUGGGGCUGGACUACAGGCCCACGCUGAGGGACGACGCCGUGCCCACGCUGUUCGGGAGGAACGUCCGAGCGCCCAACAGCGACCUGCCCGAGUCCGUUAGACCAGUUAACAGGAGGGGGGAAGUGCAGGGGCUAUGUCCUGAUCUCAGGACAAUGACCCACAGCGAGGGUAAACAUGCCUCAGUCAGUAGGACGGCUCAAGUUCUCAAAGAGACUGAAGACCCUGAACCUCAGAUGUUAUCCAUAGCAGCUGUAAAGCGUCGGACCGUGAGCUCUGGAACUCAGUGUCCGUACUGCCGCUACAGAUGCGGCUCCAAGUUCUCUUUCCAAAUCCACGUUGGCUCUCAGCACCCGCUGCACUGUGAGGACACGUGCGUGGGCCGUUUGGGUAAAGUAGUUUUUUACCAGCGCACAGCCAAACUCUUCCACUGUCACAUCUGCUUCUUCACAUCCAAGGACUACGCUGUGGUGUUCGAGCACCUGCUGGCAAGGCACUGCCUCACUUUUAGGAAAAAUAAAGGCAAUGAACUCACCAGUGAGAUAAAUCCUGAUAGCAAAGAUGCUUCAGAAAAUCAAGAACAAGAAGCGUCCAGCGAGGACUCUCUGAAAAGGAAGCGAGGCUCAGUGUCCAGCUGUGAAGAUGAGGAUGAAGACACGAACAGCACUCAAGCAGCCAAUGAGGAGCAAGCAGUCGCUCUUGAGACCUACUCCGAGAACUCCAGUGCCCUUUAUCAUGACUGCACAUUCUGCAAACAGCGCUGUAGGAGUAAAGGCUCAUUACUGCGCCACGUCAGCCUUAAACACAACGUCCCUAAACCACACUCGUGCAAAGAGUGCAGCGAAACCUUCAUGCUGGAAAGUCUCCUGACCCACCACAUCAAUCUGCAACACCGGCGCAGCCUCUACCAGUGUCCCUACUGUGUGUUCGAGUCCAGUCUUCAGGGCCUCCAUCAGCACCUCAGUCAGUGCCGAGCCGGGCAGGGCAAUGAGGACAAAGGAGACAUAGGGACUGACGGACAGGAAUGAUGGAAUCAGUGGAUGAAGACCAGUUAGUGGGUUACUUGUAGUUUCUAAUGUGAAUCUGAGCAGAGCACUGUUCCCCGGGGAGUUCCUCAGGGGUGGACUAUAGGACCACUGCUAUUUAAUAUUUAUACACUUCCUCUUGGACAAAUUAUACACAAUGGUAAUGUCACUAAUCACAGAUCCAAUAAUAAAACGCAAGCUUAUUUA
Messenger RNA from Clarias gariepinus (North African catfish), 1510 nucleotides. Its product is annotated as chromosome alignment-maintaining phosphoprotein 1-like. The transcript has 2 exons. NCBI's taxonomy places the organism in Eukaryota, Metazoa, Chordata, Actinopteri, Siluriformes, Clariidae. Gene Ontology annotation, biological process: attachment of mitotic spindle microtubules to kinetochore. The coding region runs from base 32 to 1306 and encodes 424 amino acids. The record is from RefSeq and is a predicted model, not a curated record.